UGCAAGGUCUAGGGCUGCUGUCUGAGCCUACAGGCCGCCGCCACCCACCGACUACCUGCUGGGCCCACAGAGUGCGUUCGCUUCCAUGCACGUGCUGCAGUGUCUGCUGUACCACUUGGAGCCAGGCAUGCUGCUGUGGGUGGCUCCAGAGGGUGUUUUCGCCAAGCGCCUGUGCCAAGGCCACGAGUAUUGGCUCGGCCUAUUGACCCCUCACCUGCCCAACAGGCUGGAGCGUGAGCGCGCCUGCCAGCUGCAGACACGUGGCGCUUCCUCCAGGAAUGGUGGCCAGAGCCGGAGUACCAGAUCUGGCUGUGCCUUGACAAGGAGUACCUUCAUCUCCCCGACCAGCCGGGAGGACCACUCACCAUGGCCCAUGUGAGUCAUGCCCUCCACUGUGGGGAGACCCAUUCCCCCUGGUCCCCUCCAGCCGGCCCCUCACUGACCUCUGCAGUCCUACCUCCCCCUCCAGACCCUGUCUGAUCCUCUGGUUUGAAUUAGCAUCCCUGAAAUGUAGGUGUGGAGCAUGGCUGUCACUAGCUCAGUGACUUCCUACCAGGAAUGUAGGCUCACUGCCCCUCCCCACAAGUGGAGCUGGUCUUCAUCCGAGAGCUCCUCCUGCAUUCGAAGCACCCAUGGGGCCCUCAGCCCCACUUUCUGGGUAGCAUCAGCCACUUUCUAUUGUGGCAGAGUCAGCCCUAAGCGGGCUGCCUCCCCUUCUCACACCCACUGAAGGCAGCCCCCCAGGAGUGCGGCCUUGUGCCCCCAACCCUGCCCACACUGAGUCAGUGCACUGAGGGCCUCCCUCCACCUGUGCCCAGGUCACAGGAUGGUGAAGGCAGUGGCAUCUUCUGCCUCGUCCAUGUGGGUGGAGCCCCAGGAGGUGACGAACGGGGUGGGAUGCACCAGUGGGCAAGAAAUGGGACUAAAGUGCUUGUGGAGAGCCCCAGAUGCUGAUGACAACUUACAGAAAGCCAGCCCCACCCUGCAGUGGGGUCCACAGGGCAUUCACUCAAGGGUGAGUUUCCCAGAAACAGAUCCUCAGGCUGUGUAGAGAGCAGCCAGCCAGCAACCACAUGGCCUGGGUUUCAAGGGGCUCCAGUUCCAGACCCUUCCUCCCCCUAGCCACCAGUCUCUUUUCUUUAUUUGAGGGCAAUGAAGGUCACAAAACAGAGGACUUGGCCUGAACCCUGGGCAAUGGAUACUAACCACUGAACCACUGUAGGUGCUGUCUUUGGAGAAACUAAGGCAGACUCCCAAACACAACCCUAAGGCAUAGACCAAAGUGGGAGUCCACUUCCCCCAGCCUUGUGAGUACAGUAACCUUUUUUUCCUUUUCUGAUUGCUGACUGUAAAGGAAUCCUCUUACAGUUGCCAAUAUAAUAAGUCUUCUUAGCAAUACCUAAAUAAGCCACUUUUUAUGUGAGUGCUGGGGAUCAACCCGAGGCCCUUGAGCGUGCUAAGCAUACACUCUGCCACUAGCUACACAACCAGCCAGUAAGCCGCUUUGAUGGGACAGAUCUAUGAAAGGACAGAAGUGAAUCAAUCACUAUUUUUUCAGUCAUUGAACAGACACUUUUUUUUCACCUCCUCUGUUCCCAUGUCCAAUGCCAGGGAUAGAGCAAAACAGCAUAGUCCCUAGUCUCUUGGGGUUCACAACCUGUUUUCUAGUUGAGGUCUGUGACUGAUGGUUGAGGUCCUGAUUCCUGAUGCUCACAGAAGGGGUGGUGCUAAGGAGUUACAGAAUCCUGAGCGCAAAUCCCAGCUUUAUCAUUCACUAGCUGCGUGACCUCAGGCAAGUCAUUUAACUUCUCUGAGCUUUAGACCUCUCAUCUAUACAAGAGAAGCUAUGAAGACCUCUGAAGCAGGGUUGUUACUGGCCUGACACAGAGUAGGUAACCACUGACUUGGGAGUGGUCAAACAAGGAGGACACUACCCAUCCAUCACAAGGGCAGACUGCCUGGCUUUUGGCUGCACCCAGGGGAGCCUCAGUUCACGGUGACAAUCCACAGACAGAUGGGGCUGUGGCUGCUGCAUAAGGGAGUUUGUUGCCUCCUCACUGUGGCCCAGACAGCUGAAGAGAGGCCAGCACCAUUUUAGAGGUGGGAGACCUGCUUGGCCAAGCAAGGUCUUGAGAGUCCCUCAGGAGGGAAAAAAAUCUCCACCCAGAUCACUGCCCUCCCCAUGCCAGUCACCAGGGGGUGCUCUCCUGUCAGCCCACACACCGGGUACUCAGGAUGGGGAUGAGUGUGCUCCAGGCAAAUGCUCCCCAUUUCAGGGAGGGGGUGGUAGAGGACCAGAGGGAAAGGGAGGCCUAGAGGGAAGAUUGGAGGAGCCCCUGGGGCUUCCUUUACUCUAUGGGGACACUGCUUAGAUUCUGCCCACCUCUGGUUUCUCACCAGGACCCCACCGCACCUGUGUCUGCACCUGCAUCUCUGUGCAGCUCCUUCUUUCUGUCUCCCAGUCUCAUGAGCUGCCUGUCUUUGUGCGUAUGUCUCCUCUCUCUCUCUCUCUCUGUCUACUUCGUCCAUCUAAUCUUCAUCUUUCUUUUUAUGGUUCUGCCUCUCUCUGUCUUGUUUCUGCCUCUGCUCCUUUACAUUCCUGCCUCUUUUUGUCUUUCCCUUGCUCUGCUUCACCUUCUGGCCCUCUCCAGCCCCUGCAGCCCAGCCCCUGUGGGCUGAGGGUCUCAGUCCCUUCCCUCUCACCUCCUCACCCGGCAGCUGCUCCAGGCUUCUCAGCCCUGGCCUCUGCUGCCCGCCCCUCUUGGGGCUUGUAGGGGGUGGUGAGGGUGGGAGGGAGAGCAGCCUGGCGGGCCCUCCCCUUUUUGCCUUUCCAGGCUGGGAGGCUGGGCCAGUGGGCCUUUUAACCAGCCAGGGAAGGCUGUGCCGGACACCAGCCCUGGACAUCUGUGCUUGGCCUCUGUGGUCCCAGCAGCCUCCAGCCUGGGCAGCAUGCAGCAGCCACCACCACCACCAGGGCCACUGGUCCCUGCGACAGAGCCCACCAAGCCCCCGUACAGCUACAUAGCCCUGAUCGCCAUGGCCAUCCAGAGCUCGCCAGGGCAAAGGGCCACCCUCAGUGGCAUCUACCACUACAUCAUGGGCCGCUUUGCCUUCUACCGCCACAACCGGCCCGGCUGGCAAAACAGCAUUCGCCACAACCUGUCUCUCAACGAGUGCUUUGUCAAGGUGCCCCGGGAUGAUCGAAAGCCAGGCAAGGGCAGCUACUGGACCCUGGACCCUGACUGCCACGACAUGUUCCAGCACGGCAGCUUCCUCCGUCGCCGCCGCCGCUUCACCCGGCGGGCAGGUGCUGAGGGCACCAAGGGCUCUGCAAAGGCACCCCGUGGGCCCCUCAGAACCGCCAACCAGGACACAGGAGUUCCCGAUGCUACGACUGGCAGGCAGAGCCCAUUCCCACCAGAGCUGCCCGAGCCCAAGGGCCUAAGCUUUGGGGGUCUGAUGGGGGCUCUACCAGCCAGCAUGUGCCCAGCAACUGCUGACAAAAGGCCACAGCCACCCGUGGAGCCCAAAGAGAUGCCCACGCCUAAGCCUGCAGGCCCUGAAGAGCUCCCCAUGGCCACCUCGUCUUCUCCGUGCCCGGCAUUUGGCUUUCCUGCUGGCUUCUCCGAGGCAGAGGGUUUUAGCAAGGUCCCUACACCCACAGCGACCCCGGAGGCGGGCAUCAGCAGCAGCUACCAGUGUCGGCUGCAGGCACUGAAUUUCUGCAUGGGGGCUGACACAGGCCUGGAGCACCUCUUGGCCUCGGCAGCCCCCUCCCCUGCACCACCCACCCCUCCGGCCUCCCUCCGGGCCCCAUUACCCCUGCCAGCUGACCCCAAGGAACCGUGGGCUGCAGGGGGCUUCCCUGUCCAGGGAGGCUCCGGCUACCCACUGGGGCUGCCCUCCUGCCUAUACCGGACACCAAGAGUGUUCUUCUUUGAGUGACGUGGCCUCACCUCCACAGGGCCCCUGUCAAGGACACCCUCCAGGCUGAGCCUGGCUCUAGGACCUGGAGAGCUCUUGAAGGACUCAGCCCUGGCAGGCCAAGGUCAACUAGGAUGGGAAGCCAGGACUGCAACAGCCAACACAGCCAGGCCGUCGGGACCGCCAGACUUGGGGGUGAGGGGAUGUGGGGUCUCUUACACUUGACUCUGUGGCUCUCGGGCCAAUAAAAGCCAUUGCGAUUAUAA
This is a messenger RNA of Heterocephalus glaber (naked mole-rat), 4190 nucleotides long. RefSeq names its product forkhead box S1 (gene Foxs1). The record is from RefSeq and is a predicted model, not a curated record. Gene Ontology annotation, biological process: anatomical structure morphogenesis; cell differentiation; regulation of transcription by RNA polymerase II. Lineage: Eukaryota; Metazoa; Chordata; Mammalia; Rodentia; Bathyergidae. Gene Ontology annotation, molecular function: RNA polymerase II cis-regulatory region sequence-specific DNA binding; DNA-binding transcription factor activity, RNA polymerase II-specific.